This is a messenger RNA of Suillus clintonianus, 462 nucleotides long. RefSeq lists its product as uncharacterized. The transcript has 2 exons. Lineage: Eukaryota; Fungi; Basidiomycota; Agaricomycetes; Boletales; Suillaceae. Gene Ontology annotation, biological process: positive regulation of transcription by RNA polymerase II. The coding region runs from base 1 to 462 and encodes 153 amino acids. Gene Ontology annotation, cellular component: nucleus. The record is from RefSeq and is a predicted model, not a curated record. Gene Ontology annotation, molecular function: chromatin binding; histone binding; ATP hydrolysis activity.
AUGGGCGGUGUUUUCACCAAGCUCAUUCCCCGCAACACAGACUCGCUGAAAAUCGAGCUGUACGUCGCCUGUGGGAUUUGGAAUCCUGCGACACCAUUUGUUACAGGAAAAAUGCUCCUUGCCCGUGCUCUUGCCGCGAGCUGUCGGGCUAAUGGCAAGGGAGUCUCCUUCUUCAUGCGCAAGGGCGCUGACUGCCUGUCGAAAUGGGUCGGUGAGGCUGAACGCCAACUUCGUCUUCUGUUCGAGGAGGUGCGUGACUGCCAACCGAGCAUCAUCUUCUUUGAUGAAAUUGAUGGUUUGGCACCCGUCCGGUCAUCGAAGCAAGACCUUACGGGUCUAUCGACCACGACUUGUGCUCCAUGGGUCUGCUGGUAUGGGACAAGGCUAUUUAGGAGCCGCCGCCCUCCAUCAUUUGGAGGGAUAUCAUGUUCAAACUCUCGAUCUGGGGACACUUAUGGGUGA